Molecule: messenger RNA, 421 nt
Organism: Cuscuta europaea
Lineage: Eukaryota; Viridiplantae; Streptophyta; Magnoliopsida; Solanales; Convolvulaceae
Source: the annotation of a GenBank genome assembly
CUCAACAAGCUCUGGAAUGAAGUGAAUAAGGAAGGAGAAGAGAAGAAUGAGUGGAGGAAAAAGAGGAAGGAAAUCGCAGAAGGCAAAAAGAAAGUUUUUGAGAAAAGUACCAGCCCUAGAUCUAGUUCAAUAUUUUACUCAAAAGUUAAUUAUAAUUCUGUCUCUACAAAGCAAACUUCUAACAAUUCAGUCUUGAGUCCCAAGCUGAAUAUCUCUGAGACAUCUUCUAGACAAAGUUCUAUUUAUAAUACAAGUGUUGCUUAUGGUUAUUCUGUUCCAGAUCCCCAUAAUUAUGAAUGUGAGAUGAAUGUUGUUAAAUCUAAGCCUUCCAGAAAGCUUAAACCUGAAAAGGAAACCAAGAAAGAAACUUCUAAGGGAACGUUUUGUAUUCCAGAUAUGAAAUACGCUCUUAGAGUUCAUU